GGAGCAGCCCGCAUCUCUCGUGCGGCGGUACGUCAGACAGAAGGAAACCGUGGAAACUGAUGCUGAGGAGGCGCGAGCAGGUUAUCAAGAAAAACAGAGAGAAAGGCGGAACUAUCACACGGUCACCACUCGAGGGUGAAGAUGAAGCUCCAUUUAUUAUCCGUGCUUUUUCUGUCACUUUUCUUGCUUUAUACCCCUUUCUCAUUGGCAAAGAGAGGAGGAGGAGGAGGAGGCAGAAAAACCUCAAGUACGAGCUACAAACCUAAUAAAAGCUCCACCUCUCAGGGUGGGUAUCCAAAACAAAACAAUCAGGGCAGCACAGGGCAACAAGGCAAUUACCCCAGACAGCCGGGGACAGGAGGCAACCCUUACCAGCACCCAGGACAACGUUCUCCUUAUGGAGGGUAUGGAGGAUACGGAGGUCAGGGUGGGUACGGAGGGGGUUAUGGAGGGCAUGGGGGUUACCAUGGUACAUACAUCAACAAGAAUCCCAACAACAAAAUCCUGAGCCCUCACUAUGGUGGUAGUUUUGGUUAUGGGGGUUAUGCUGCUGGUGGCGGCUCUCCUUUCUCAAACUAUGCAAAGGCACAGGGCUUUGUUCCCUCUGAUAACUCCAAAGGGUUUGGUCGCAGUGCAGUAAAAGCUGCAGCUGGAGGUGCAGUGGCAGGAAUGGCCCUUGGCUACGGGUUAGGAAGCUUCUCCCGUCCUCACUUUGAGGUCCGCAGCCCUCAGGAGGAGUAUUACUACAACCACUACAUGUACAGGAAACAUGGGUCUCAGUCUACCAAUACCAAUACCAACAGGAACACCAACAGGAACACCAACACCGAUACCAACGCCAACAGGAACACUAACACCAAUACCAAUGACUACAGUGGAGGCAGUGCAGGAGACAAUGUCUUUACCAAACCCCCUCAGAGCUAUGAUAACUACAUGGACGACUGCAUGAAGAGGCCUGACGUUCUGUCUGCGGAGACCCAAAAGCCCAAAAACAAAACAGCUGCCGCUGCCACAGCUACAACCAAAACAAACACAUCCACUGCUGUCAUAUCAGAGAGCAACGUCAGUGGCACAGAAAAAUCCUCCACCCAUACCCCUUCAAAUCCCGACCCUCUAAAUCAGCUCGAAGAUGAUGACACGGUCAGCAUUGUUGAGAUCGGCUACCCGGCACUGGUUGAGCAGGUGAAGGCCAGGAGAUGCUUGGAGCUGUACAUGGUUCAUUACGAGAACUACAUGAGACUGACUGGAGGCGUACGAGGACUGGAGAUGAGCUUUCAGGGGCUUUUAGUCACCAGUACUAUACUGGUACUACUGAACAGCAACAUGCUUAUGCUGCUGCCUUGAAGCCUUCAUUUGCAGGAGAAGUGAUGGAGAACAUGUUCACAAAUUAAGUAAAUGGAUGGAUAAUAACUGCAUAGAAAGGAACCUGUAAACCUUUUUUUUUAGCACUUUCUUUAUUUUUGGGUAGACUUCUACUUUGAGUUUUUAUACUUUCCCUGAGAUUAAUUACUUCAUAGGAACCAAACAGAUGGCACAGAUAGCUGAUCUGUGGUUACAGGAAGGAAGUAAACUAGAUUAGUCUUUUCCUGUAACUGUAAAAUAGAUUUAGAGAACCAGUUUGGUCUAUCUGAGUCUACUUAGAUUUACACAAUUUCUAGGAGUAGCCCUAAAAAGCGGCACAGGUCCUGUGUAAUCUCAUGUUUAGCUAAAAAGUGUUUUAUUAUUUUUAUAUUUAUUUAAGUAGCUGGCCUGGAGCUUUGUCUUUUCUCUAAUAUCAUUGGUCUAUAAUUAACAAUAUCAGUGCAAGGAUUUUACCGUAUAAACAUGACUGUGGAUAUCUACUCAUGGCGUCGUGGCUUAAACCACAGGUGGACUUUUAUCAUAUAGUGUGAUUCCAAAGAAAUAUGCAUGUUGUUGUCCUUGCACUCAGUUAUUUUGGACUCAGUGCAAGCAACAAGCAAAUUUUGUGAAUAUUUAUGAAAUUUGUGUAACAUUUUUCUCUGUGUACUCCCUCUGCUUUGUAUAAUAAUUUCCUUUUUUUCCUUUAAAAAAAAAAUACGGUAUAUAUAUAUAUAUAUAUGGCUCAUUUCCUUCCAUCCAACAUUUUGCCUCUCUGCCUCUUUCUCGCUCCACCCUCUUGAAUAGCUUGUGAUUGCAGAAGUGCUCUUACAGUGUAACAUGACAGAUGUGCUAAUUCUGAGCUGAGUUGUUUUCCAAACCUUACUGAAAGUUGUUUUGCAUUAUCAGCCAUGUUUAUGAAUGUACUCUAGAGUUUUGUUUUGUUUUUAAAAAGGAAAACAAACCAUUUUUUGCAUUUCUCUGUGAUUGUAUAAAAUUCUUGUUGUGACUGCAGUAGACUCCCAAAGAGGACC
Archocentrus centrarchus (flier cichlid) is the source of this 2372-nucleotide messenger RNA. RefSeq names its product prion protein b (gene prnpb). Gene Ontology annotation, cellular component: membrane. The record is from RefSeq and is a predicted model, not a curated record. Gene Ontology annotation, biological process: protein homooligomerization. The transcript has 2 exons. Lineage: Eukaryota; Metazoa; Chordata; Actinopteri; Cichliformes; Cichlidae. The coding region runs from base 142 to 1344 and encodes 400 amino acids.